AAGGAGGGGCAGAGAUGGUGGGAGAAAGAGGAAUCUGGGAGGGAAUGCGUGUAGGUGCCUCGCGAUGUGGCCGUGGCGGAGGAGCGUGGGAGUGUAGCGCGACCUCCAGUGGCAGAAGGAGCUGAAGACUUCGUCUUGAUAAAGAGAGCCCUGAGCGCCGGUUGGCAUCUGCCGCGGAGACCCUGUAACAAGGUGGCGCCUGCUGUGGGCCAGUGUAUGGGAGAGCGAGCGCCCCCUCGGGCCAGGGUGCCGCCAGGCCUGAGCUCAGCCGGAGCCGCUGCAGAAUUGGGGCGAGAGUUGGGAAGUGUAGGGCGCCCGUCUCCACGCCCCUGCCUUGUGGUGGAAUUUGAUCCUUGGCCCUGUUCCCGAGAGAGGCCUUGUUGGUGCAGGGCAUAGAGUGUCAACAGUUCUUUGGACUCCCUGUGUCCUUGAGGUUGGUCCCAGUGUAACCUACUUGCUCUUGCCUUUGAGCAAAGCUCCAAGAGACCUUUCACUUUCCCUUCCACCCUGCCCUCCCACCCGUCCACUUCCGAAUUUUAGAUGUCUUCUAAGAAGUCAUGCCUCUUCCAAAAGGAAUGUUGCACAGUACGUUCAGACUUUGCAGAAUCAAAGCAGUGGAUUCAUAGGAGGGUCCCUUGGUAAUGUCCAGGGCUCCAGGAAGAGAUGUCCUUGUGGCUGGAGGCCCCUGUGCCUGAUGCUUCUCCUGACUCUGCAGUGGAGCUGUGGGAGCCAGAUGUACAAGAUGCCAGCGGCCAGGCGCUGGGAGGCAGCAACUGCAUCCUCAGGGAGGAAGCCAGCACACCCCAAUCGGCCGGGGGUUCCCUGGGGGCAGGGCUGGAGGUAGCAGAGCCCACAGUCCUGCUCCCUGGGGUGGACACCCCUCCAGAGUCUACAGAGCUCCGUCCACAAAAACGGAAAAAGGGGCCAGCCCCCAAAAUGCUGGGGAAUGAGCUGUGCAGUGUGUGUGGGGACAAGGCUUCCGGCUUCCACUACAAUGUGCUGAGCUGCGAGGGCUGCAAGGGAUUCUUCCGCCGCAGCGUCAUCAAAGGGGCGCGCUAUGUCUGCCACAGUGGGGGCCACUGCCCCAUGGACACCUACAUGCGUCGCAAGUGCCAGGAGUGUCGCCUUCGAAAAUGCCGCCAGGCUGGCAUGCGGGAAGAGUGUGUCUUGUCAGAAGAGCAGAUCCGCCUAAAGAAACUGAAGCGGCAAGAGGAAGAACAGGCUCAGGCCACCUCCGUGCCCCCAAGGCUGUCCUCACCUCCCCCAGUCCUGCCCCAGCUCAGCCCAGAGCAGCGGGGCAUGAUUGAGAAACUGGUGGCCGCCCAGCAACAGUGUAACAGACGCUCUUUUUCUGAUCGGCUCCGAGUCACGCCUUGGCCCAUGGCACCAGAUCCCCAGAGCCGAGAGGCCCGUCAGCAGCGUUUUGCCCACUUCACCGAGCUGGCCAUCGUGUCUGUGCAGGAGAUCGUUGAUUUCGCCAAGCAGCUGCCUGGCUUCUUGCAGCUCAGCCAGGAGGACCAGAUCGCCCUGCUGAAGACCUCUGCGAUCGAGGUGAUGCUUCUGGAGACAUCUCGGAGGUACAACCCUGGGAGUGAGAGUAUCACCUUUCUCAAGGACUUCAGUUACAACCGGGAAGACUUUGCCAAGGCAGGGCUGCAGGUGGAGUUCAUCAACCCCAUCUUCGAGUUCUCCAGAGCCAUGAAUGAGCUGCAGCUCAAUGAUGCCGAGUUUGCUCUGCUCAUUGCCAUCAGCAUUUUCUCUGCAGACCGGCCCAACGUGCAGGACCAGCUCCAGGUAGAGAGGCUACAACACACAUACGUGGAGGCUCUGCAUGCCUACGUCUCCAUCCAUCACCCCCAUGACCGGCUGAUGUUCCCAAGGAUGCUAAUGAAACUGGUGAGCCUCCGGACACUGAGCAGUGUGCAUUCAGAACAAGUGUUUGCACUGCGCCUGCAGGACAAAAAGCUUCCCCCACUGCUCUCUGAGAUCUGGGAUGUGCACGAAUGACUGUUCUUCCCCCAUAUCUUCUGUUUUCUGGGCUGGAUGGCUGAGGCGCCUGGCUACCUCCUACAGGCGGAGCUGACCAAGAAGGAUAAACAUUCCUGGGAGCUGGGCAAAGGAGAUCCUUGUGUGGCAUUAAAGGAGAGUCAAAGGGU
Messenger RNA from Suricata suricatta (meerkat), 2156 nucleotides. RefSeq names its product nuclear receptor subfamily 1 group H member 3 (gene NR1H3). Gene Ontology annotation, biological process: positive regulation of transcription by RNA polymerase II; lipid metabolic process; cell differentiation. Gene Ontology annotation, molecular function: RNA polymerase II cis-regulatory region sequence-specific DNA binding; nuclear receptor activity; zinc ion binding. The transcript is spliced from 10 exons. The record is from RefSeq and is a predicted model, not a curated record. NCBI's taxonomy places the organism in Eukaryota, Metazoa, Chordata, Mammalia, Carnivora, Herpestidae. Bases 664 to 2007 code for a protein of 447 amino acids.